Hyalella azteca is the source of this 3784-nucleotide messenger RNA. RefSeq lists its product as uncharacterized. The transcript has 12 exons. The coding region runs from base 74 to 3784 and encodes 1236 amino acids. NCBI's taxonomy places the organism in Eukaryota, Metazoa, Arthropoda, Malacostraca, Amphipoda, Hyalellidae. The record is from RefSeq and is a predicted model, not a curated record.
AGAUUUCGUGAGCUUAAUGGAACUCUGAAUAAUUGAACAUUUUUCUUAAACAAGUUUUCAGCCCUGAGAAGAUAUGACUUUCGAGUAUUUUUUGGCGAUAAUUGCCGGAUUUGCUCUAGUGUUCAACGAAGGAAGAGGACAAGCCUUUAAUAACUUCGAACAUGUCAACUCGGAAAAUUUACGUUUUGGGAUCAUAGACCAUGACAAUAAGCUUUCGGACCACCCUGGAGAAGUGAAAAAUACAAACAUAGUACAAUUUUUAGAGGCAUUCUCGAAUCCUGAACAUAUAGUUUUCCGUGGAUCCAACGCUGGAUUUGAACCUUCGUUUCGGGGUGCAUUUGGAAGCAACACGUACGACGAAAAUUUGAAUAGAAACGACGAAGAAGCAUUAACAGAUGACGAUUAUUUCAUUAGGUCUGAAGGUGAGCCUUCUAGACCCAAUUUUGUUUACCCAAAUACAGACCAAGCUUAUGGAAACGCAGAUUUUGAACUUUCAAGUUACGACGAGGGGUCCAUGCUUGAUGAUCCAGUUUUUUCAGAGCUUCACCUUUAUGAUGACGUCCAGCCUAGGGAGAUCUUGUAUGCGAGCGAGCUCUCCACUUCUAAAAAUGGUAUGGAUCAGCGCGAAAAGAAAGUUACGCCCUCCAAUCUGGACCCGACGACGGAUAAUGUACCUGUUCUUUGCCGCCCUGCCAUUGAGGUCCGUGAGCCUCUUUCACUUGCACCAAGCAAUGUUUUUUGUACGAAGAACGGUAACCCAAAAACACAGAUCACGCGUACGAUUGGAAAUUUUAAUUCAUUUGAUACAAAUUUUGCAACGCGCAUUCCGGUAGUAAGUGUACUGAAUGAAAUGGAAAACUUUCCAUCUGAAAAUGGGCCAUUGCCAACAACCGUCUCGCAACUCGGAAAAAGCACGGUUCUGAAAGAAUUUGUAUUCCCCGAGUCGGUUGAAAAGAUAGUGGAAGUCUCCCGGUUAGUUACUACUAAGAAGUCUGAAGGAGAAUUUCUAUUGGUACCCACUCCAGGAGAUUUCAAGUUGGUAAAUGCCAACUUUCAUGCCAAUGCUGGAGAGACUGUUCAUCUUGAUACCGAACCCAAUAGAUCGAGUACAAGUGAAAUAAAACGAGGUAGAAAAGCUCCAGCUUUCAACCAAGAAGAAGACAUUUUCAAACCACCUCUACAAGAGGAUUACUCCGUUUCAUUAGAUGAAGAUGAAAUUAAAACUUGUAGUAAAGGGUUGGAACCUUCUAAUGAGAGAUAUUCUGAACUUGGUGGAGUAAAUGAUUUGGCGAAACUUGACUGUGAUAAUUCAAAAAUUACUGAAAUGCCAUUGCCGCUGAUGCUGCAUAAAGUCGAUUUCGUCUUCAAUACUUUGGAAGCCAUUUUACGAAACAUUUUUGGAAGAAGACGUUUGGAUUUGGAUAAACAAAGUGAAUUUGACAUAGCGAAGAAGUGUUGGCUGGAGCUUCUAGAAGAGAAGUUGUUGAAGAAGAGGACUAAGCAUCGUCCAGAUAUCAUGGAUACCGUCGGUAACUUCCUGUCGGUGUCGAGGUUGAACAGGUGCUACGCCAGCGUUGUGGGUCUGCUUAGGUCGCAACCUCAUGCCAAUAAAUAUGCCGAUUACAUGAAAUUUCUAGACUCUGCAUCAUCAUUUAUUUCUUUCACCAAUAAAGUUGAAAACGUCCUCGCUAAAGCGGUCAUUAACGAACAAAAAAUUUACAAAUUUGAACCUCACCAAAUGAACGGAGUUCGUCGUGUCAAGUCUGGGUUGACAUCAUCCAACGCUUGGCAAGCCAAGCAUAUGCUACCCGUGGCCUUGGUUGCUCUAAAAUCUGGAGAUUUGGCCUCAGCGUUUCUCUGGCUCUCAUACAUCGACCAAGUUUACCCACUGCAACAAGAUGACAAGUACAAGAACCUUCUGGAGCACAUUAUUCAUCAGCAUGAUCACGCACUGCUGCACGGAGACGUUCAGAACACCUUCACUGUCCCUCUGAUGUCGCAGCGGCUGCAAGUCAGACAGCACCUCAGAGACAGUCAUUACAAUGCGCUAUGUCGAGGACAUGGUAAUCAGGCUGCAGAAGAAAAUAAUUUCAGGGUUUGUCGAUAUUUGUCGGUGCGGCCACAUUUCUUGCUGGCGCCACUGAAGAUGGAAAUUCUAAACGCCAACCCUCGCAUCGUUCUCUACCACGACAUCGCUACUGCCGGCGACUUCCUGAGCGGCACCGAAUCUGCUGUCAAGGUUCGUUCCCGUUACGCUGGGAAGCUCGUCAACCAGAAGAUGUGCAAUGCCAGUAAUUGCAUUUUGUCGGGGUACAUACGUGAUCAGAUGCCAAGGAUAAGCCUCGCUGUGGCAUCUCGACUCGCUGCAAUUUCCAACGGAAGACUGAAAAUCAACGACUUUGAGUUCGAGUUGAUAUCUCCAGGUUUCAACAGAACUCUUCCAUCCAUCGCUAACGGAACGAUAUUGCAGUGCCAAAACUCGACUACUUAUGGAAAAAAUGGAGACGACGUAUCUUUUUGGACGAUCUUUGUGAGUACGUCCAAGUUUGAGCGACCUUCGACACAACUGCUUAUUGAACCUACUUCAUUAGACAGUGGAGCUGGUGACCAUCUGCCUCCAAAGGAUGCAGUGAAAACGGAGACUUCGACGGCCAACAGCAGGUUGGGAUCAAGUAUAGUGGAUGUGAAUAAAUUCUACAUGCUGGCAAGUGACACUGAACGAUCUACCACAACGCAGAUCAAAAAUAAUGAUUUAGGAGGUUCUAUAACUACGCGAUUAGUGUUAGAUUCAGUAUCCGGCCACAUCAACACCCCCGCGAAAGUUUCACUGUUGAACCCAACACCCGUUUUCUUACACGGAAGAGCGGUCGAGUCUCAUUUCCAAACGACUCCCAUUCCCCCGUCUUUGGGUUCAACCAGUGUGCCAUCAACAUCAACUCAGCGCACGGGUUCAAAGUCUAAAGAUAAUUUCAUGCCGUUAAGCCCUGUUACAGAGAGGAACAAAUUCUCUACUGUAACCGUGCUUGAAUCUCGAAACGUCAGCAACGAAAAUGAAAGCUCAUCUAAUCUUUUGGAUGAGGGGACAAUGAGCGUAAGUAAUCAAAAUCGUAGCAUUCCGGACUCGUUUCGAGAGCAAACCUUAAGUCGUAUGGGUGAAAAGACUGUGAGCGCAAAUAAUCAUAAGCAGAGCACUCUGGACUCGUUCCGAGAGCAAUCCUCAAGUCGCAUGAAUGAAGAAACUGCGAGCGAAGAUAAUCACAAACAGCGCAUUCUGGACCGAUUUCCCGUUUACGACCAUAACGGCAAUGAUGGUACGACUGCAAAAGGAGAAAACUCCGUUGAACAAGACGUCAAAGAAAGUACGGAUUACACGCAAGUUUUGAAGGGCAAUUACGAUAUAAAAGUAUCAUUCGAUGCUUUUGAUUCUGCAACAUCUAUAAAUGACUUAUAUUUUAGGAUUUCUGUUAGGGAUGGCGGUAAUAUAAUGGUGUCUGUUGCUGAAGACUUGUGUGAAGAGAUGAGCGCUCGGGAUGACGAUCAUGAUGAACAGAAGCAUCAGGCUACUGCUAACAUUGCCACCAAGACCUGUUAUGAGGAUGUCAAAAGAAGCAACAGAUUUCACGACGGCUACAUGAAUGGGCACCUAUUGCAAAAGGAAGCGGGCUUCAAUAUAAAAAGAAAGUUGAUGAUGGCCCAAAUCAUUUCCGAAGUGGGAUCCAAUAUGAAAAAGGAGAUGGUGAUGGCCCUAAUGACGUCGGAAACGGGCUCCAAUUUAAAAAGGUAG